AUGAUGUUAACAAAUAGAACAAUUUAUUUAUUAAAUAUUUCUAUAAAAAGAUUUUCUAAUUAUUCAUUAAUUCGAUCUGCAUCAUGGAAUACCAAUAAUAAACUUCAUGAAGUUGGCCUAUUUACAACUGUAAAACAAGAAGGCAAUUAUCAAACAGGUCAGGUAUGUCAUAUAGUUGAUGGAUGGAUAGAUGUCAAAUAUACAUUAGAACAUGCCUAUGCGUAUAUUAAAGGACACUUGUCAUCAGUGACAAUUCUUUCUGUACAACAAAUAAUACAACAAAUUUUCGAUGUAUACAAUAGAAACAAAGAAAAAUAA
Molecule: messenger RNA, 318 nt
Organism: Adineta steineri
Lineage: Eukaryota; Metazoa; Rotifera; Eurotatoria; Adinetida; Adinetidae
Source: the annotation of a GenBank genome assembly